AUGGCCAUAUUGGCCAUUCGCCAUGAGAGUAGCGGGAAUCGAACCCACACCCUGCCACAAGAGAUCUUCACUAUCCACUACGCCAACCGGUUCGCCGGGAUAGGACCGCGUGAGCUCGCGCCGUCUAUUACCAGGGGACUUAAGCCCUCCAGACUCCGCAUUGCAUUCUCCGGGGUCGCACAUAACUCCGGCCCGCUGUCCCCGGGACGAGGUGUUAAACGGCACCCGGACAGGCCCGCACCGGGUCAAACUGCCCACCGGUACAGUCGCGAUCGUUCCCGGAACCCUACUGCCCCGGGAUAUGGUCCGCGAUUUAAGGGGACGUGUAGGACUGUACUUGUUUCGGCCGCGUUGAAAUAU
Molecule: messenger RNA, 360 nt
Organism: Iphiclides podalirius (scarce swallowtail)
Lineage: Eukaryota; Metazoa; Arthropoda; Insecta; Lepidoptera; Papilionidae
Source: the annotation of a GenBank genome assembly